Molecule: messenger RNA, 801 nt
Organism: Neohortaea acidophila
Lineage: Eukaryota; Fungi; Ascomycota; Dothideomycetes; Mycosphaerellales; Teratosphaeriaceae
Exons: 1
Coding region: 194-646 (150 amino acids)
Source: RefSeq, a predicted model, not a curated record
UUUGCUGGUGCAGGCAGGUGGAGCAUCGUGUGGAAUCCAAUACGCAUUGGCACUAAUUUACUGCUAUUCUCCCUCUUUCGGUUGGUUAUCGAUGCAUAAGUGAUGUGCACGCUCUUCCAUACAAGGAUCAUCCCUCCAUCCAUUGGGGUCAAGGUUUGUGGGAAAGACCCCAGCAUUUGGCGAGCUCAAACAAAUGGCGAAGCGAACUCCAUUCAUCGAAACCUCAGGUGUACAUCACCCCCGGGACGGUAUCUCGUUGCUUUUGGCGCUCAGCCUUGCACCUCUUCGCAGCCUCCUCCCUUUCUGGCGUCCAUGUAGAUAUCAAAUAUUGUAUCGUGACUCCAUAUCCCAGCCCUACUCGUAUUGGACAAGACAGGAUGCCUACAUGUAUGCCAGGAAUGAAGUCAGACACUCACGCAACGAGGGCGAUGCAUCAAUCCUGGUCCCUACCCACCUUCUCCCACUCUCUUCCAACGAUCUAGCAACUCGGCAGAACCUCGUCACCAUCCAACAAUCUCUACAUGUACAAUCAUUCACGCCUCCCCUCCAACCAAUGACUGGCAGCAUCAAUCGAUGCGCUCGGUCGGCGGCCCAAAAAUGCAAACCUGUUGGGGUUCUACGAGUCUCGCCUUGCUUUCUCUCCUGAAAAGGAGUAUGUUUUUUGAUGUUUUGGCACGUCCCGGGUUCGAGUCUGGGUUGCUGCUCGCCUUUUUUGGUGUCUGCUGUGAAUGGCAGGGGGCCCUAGAACUUGUCACUGGAUAAGACGAAUGCACGACCUAUGAGUGAGAAGACUCCACUUUC